Brassica napus (rape) is the source of this 3113-nucleotide messenger RNA. RefSeq names its product putative F-box protein At4g10190. The transcript has a single exon. The coding region runs from base 1 to 1191 and encodes 396 amino acids. The record is from RefSeq and is a predicted model, not a curated record. Gene Ontology annotation, molecular function: protein binding. NCBI's taxonomy places the organism in Eukaryota, Viridiplantae, Streptophyta, Magnoliopsida, Brassicales, Brassicaceae.
AUGUCAGAAAAAGAAAAGAAGAGUAGAAACACAAUAUAUCUUCCCGAGGAUUUGAUUGUGGAGAUACUCUCAAGGGUUCCGAGGACUUCACUGGCACGGUUCCGAUCUACCUCAAAAGGGUGGAAUGCUCUUAUAGAAAAAGAUGAGAGACUUGCUAAGAACAGCUCUCUAGUUGUCAUGUUAAUUUAUCGUAAGGUUUAUUUGGUUAGGCUUGAUCUCCACGGAAUUCAGGACGACAACAUUGUAAAGGUAAUAAGUCAGUUCAGCCUCAAUGACCCUCUUUCAACUUAUUCUUUGAAAGAAGUUGAUAUACACAAUGUCUUUCACUGCGACGGCCUAUUGCUGUGCACCACCAUGGACGGAAGACUGGUUGUUUGGAAUCCAUGUUCAGGGGAAACCAGUAGAAUUAUCACACCCUUACAGCCUUACAAUACUUCCGAUACCUACGCGCUCGGUAAAUCCUCAUGCAACAACGAGUACAAAAUUUUGAGGGUCCAUCAUGGACAUGAUGGACGUGGUUACGGGCAACCAUGCCUAGUUAGGUACGAAAUAUAUGACUUUACAUCUAUUUCGUGGAGGGUUGUUGGUGAGACUAGAGACUGGUCCAUUCCACGUAUCUGGCGACAUGGCACGUCUGUGAAUGGAAAUACUUACUGGCUUACUUAUACUUAUAGUCAAGAUUCACCAACAGGGAUGGGGAAUACCUUACGUUGUUUUGAUUUCUCAACAGAGAGGUUUGGAUGUGUGUCUCUUCCGAGUGAUCCUCUUUCUUAUAAUGUUUUUGCUUUAUCAGUGACUAGAGAAGAUCAAAAUCUUUGUCUGUUAACUUCUCGUGAUGAGGUACACGAUAUAGAUAUAUGGAUGGCAACAAAUAUUAAAAGUACCGGGGACAUGUCUUGGACAAAAAUUAUAAAAGUCGAAAGAACCCAUCCACGGGAGUUUCUUGGGCUUCGUACUGAGAUGACUUUCUUGGUCGAUCGGGAUCAUAAAGUUUUACUGCAUCCCACUAAAUAUAAGAACUUUAGUAACUGCUUACACAUUGUGGGAAAGGAUAAAUACAUACAAGUGGACCUUCAUGAUGUAGGAUCUAAACGCUCACUUCCUGUCAGCAAUGAUCCAACUUUGGUUCAAAUCCAACAAGGUUCGUCGGGGGUAGACAAAUGGAAAGCACCAAUAACCAAGUUUUCAUGAUAUUUGAUAUAUUAAAAUGUAAGUCGUGCUACCUAUAAUGUUUUAGUUUCUUAUACAAUUCCAAUGUUUUUGGUUUCUCUCUUAUUAAAUAAGCAAGCUGUAACGGCCCAGUUCCUGGCCCAAAAACUUCUUAAGGAGAACCCGUUAAGACUGCAGCCCAUUAGGGUAAAUGACCUAGGGUUCCCUCCUUUUCCUAUAAAUAAAGCUGCCUCCUCUCAUUUUUCUCUCAUUCUGAAACUGGAGCGAAGCUCUGCAGAGUUUUAGAGAGAUUAGGAAACCCUAGCCGUCAAGCUUCUCUUUUCCUCUUCUCUCUUCUUCUCUCACGCCUCCUCUCUCUCCCUCUCCCUCUCCUUUCUCUUUCCGUUGGAUCUCUUCCUCUCUCCUCGCCGUGAGUCCCCCGAGAGCAAGCCGAGCCGCCGAUGGUGGUGGUUGUGUGGUGUUGUGGUGGUGACCAGAUCUCGUCUCUCUUGUUUACUUGUUCCAGAUCUGUUCAGAUCUCAUCCCCUUUGUCUCUUGUUCCAGAUCCAGAUCUAGGCUAAGGUGGAGUGUCUCGAACCCAACCUUCUCUCAUGAUUCUGUAUACUCCUUUAUGUUGGAGUUAGGUUGUUUAGACCCUGUUUGAGAGUUAGGUUGAUAGAACAUGAUAAUUGCUAGGAUGAUAGAUGAAUGAAUCAUGAUGCAUAAGAACCCUCAUACUGUUAACGGGACUUGAUGAACUGAUCUAUGUUGUGGUGAUGUUGAUUGGUUGAUGAGUGAUGCUUGUAUGUUUGGAUGUGUAGUCCCAUGUAUGGUUUGUGAAUAAAGCUAGGGUGCUAGAAAGAAUGAAUGCUAAGAUGAUAGACGACCAUUAAUUGCUAUUGAUAUUGUAAGUGAAGCUUGAGUGCGAUGUGUAUUGUGUGUGACACCGAUAACGGGUGGCGUCUAGUGAUUGAGUCCAGGUACAAGUCCAAAUGAAAAGGAAAAGUAAAUGAAAAAUGAGAAGGGAUAAGUGUAAAUGAUAAGGAUGUGAAAGGAUAAGUGAAAGUAUAGGAGAAUAACGUUAAGGUUAAGCAUGGGUGGGAAAGCAUAUAGAGUCUAAGGAAAGUAUGUGGGGUAGUAGUCCACGCUAGGUAUCCAUAGGAGAUGUGGCCAAUCCACAAGAAUAUGGAAGCACCCAUAGGAGAUGUGGCCAAUCCACAAGAAUAUGGGGUAGAAGCCUAGUAGGGGCUACCCACUGAUGAUAAGUAUGUGUGGCAGUAGUUCCACGCUAGGUAUCCAUAGGAGAUGUGGCGAAUCCACAAGAAUAUGGAAGCACCCAUAGGAGAUGUGGCCAAUCCACAAGAAUAUGGGGUAGAAGCCUAGUGGGAGCUACCCACUGUUGAUAAGAACGUGUGCCAACCGCGAGAGGCGGGAUAUAAAAACGUGCAUCAUGGUCGGGUAACGGGGAGUUAAAGGUGUCAUAGGAUCGAGUCGGACUGGUAAGAUGAGUCGGUUAAGUCUAGGGUUUGACGUGUGUGGCAAUGAGUGAGAUCAUUGUUUUGAUUGAUCACUAGGUUGAUAGAAAUGUAUGGAAUUGAAUGUUUGGAAUUAAUGAUGACGAUAUGUAAUGAUAAAAUGCAUUUAACUGAUUGUAGUGGCUAGUCAGUCCUAGUUCCCGCAUAGAGUAGUAUAGAGUGUCAUGCGGGCAGGCUGGUCUAGAACCACUUCACUGAGUAACUUGUUGCUCACCCCUCCAUUUCCAUUUUUCCCUGUGCGCAGGACUGUAAGUAGAAGUAUAUGGAUGUGGGUGUGACGGUAUUUCAAAGAAGGUUAUGCGCUCGUCUCUCGGGACCAGUAACGGGACACGUAGGGUUGUCUAAAUGAGUAGACACGUGUCCAUAACGCCCCUUCGAUAACCCCGGUCGGACGCCGGGGGAUCGGGCUGUUACACAAGCCUUGUCCUU